This is a messenger RNA of Monosiga brevicollis MX1, 3062 nucleotides long. RefSeq lists its product as uncharacterized. The transcript is spliced from 5 exons. Bases 176 to 3010 code for a protein of 944 amino acids. The record is from RefSeq and is a predicted model, not a curated record. Lineage: Eukaryota; Choanoflagellata; Craspedida; Salpingoecidae.
AAGUUUGGAAUGGGAGCGCACGGUUGUUGACACCAGCAUUUAAAAUUCUCACUGGAUAGACCGGGCGACUGCAGGUCUUGGAGCCGUGUGCAGGGCGGGGUUUUAGUGCGUGGUCCUCGAGCUACCGGCAGCGCUUGGCAGGUGGUAAUAACGGGCGUGGUGGGGACAGUCCACCAUGGACGCGAACUUUUGUGCAAAGGUUGCGUCAACGGAUUUGCUCGUGACACUUGUGAGUUCCAACGAAUGUCAUGUUCGAAUCCAAAAAUGUCAAAUCACAGCCUCGGAUGGCCAUCCUGCACUCAAGGCCAACAAGACGCUGCGCCAUUUGGCCAUUGAGUACACUGUUUCGCUACUGCAGACCCUGCAGACGCUCAAGCCCGACGGUGUGCGCUGCAUGGUGACUGCACCUAGCGCCAAGGAUGCGACGACCGUGCCGGUGCCCCUGCAAGCUGGUAACACGGCGCUGGCCGCCCUGGUCCGCACCUCCGAAGAAGAUCUGGUCUUUCCACCUUCCGCACCUCAAAUUGACCUUCAAGCUCAGCUCGAAGCUGCUGUGCAGCACUAUCAGAGGGACCUUGGCGAAUCCCGAGACGUGAUGCCGAGUCAAACCAGGCCUUUGCUGCGCUGGCUGGUGGUCGUUCCCGUGACUGAAGCCCUGGACCAACCGGCAGCGGUCGUGGACGUUGUUCGCAAUGUGUGGGCCAAACUUGAAGAACAGAACGCUGGCUCGGAAAAGAGCUUGCACCAUACGACUGUGGUUCUUCUCCAUCCGGGCAGUGAUUCCAAAGUCCUGCCUUUAGCCUCAGACACAAAGGCACGCGUACUGUGUGUGGCCGUCGCAGGUCUGGCCGCGGCCGAGCAAGCCAUGCGGGCCGUAUAUGCCUAUUGUGACUGUGAGCAUGUGGCCAUUCGCUUGAAAACGUCGGCGCCAGCAGACCACGUCGAUGCCAGUGGCGAGGAUACAGAUGAUCUGGCUCAUUGUUUGGUGGCCGGGCCCGGACCGCGUACGCCACGAGCCGUAUGCACGCCCGUAGGCCCACUCGAGCAGCUGCUGCGCGACGAGCCUCUCCAGGUGAUCUCUGAUGUCAGUACGGAAAACAUCCGCUUGACCCGUGUUUUACGGCUGGCCGUAUGCGGACCGUCCAAGGCCAGCCGUGAGCUAGAUUCAGCCAUGCGCAAGUGCAAAAGUCGUGGUCGAGGCCUGUUUUUGCAGCGACGGGGGUCCGAAUUCUUCUCACUCAGCGUGGUUGGAGAUGGCGAGUUGUGCCUCUACUGUUAUGAGCUCAUGCCGCCGCCGCCCGGUUGUUUUAAAAACGCCGCUGAGUGGUGCUCGUCUGAUGCCAAGCUACGGCUGCAGGCAGCUGGACAGCUGAUUAAAGAAGCUACCCUCCAAGCCGAUGACACCAGCGUUCAGCGCGCGCGCGAUUGCAUCGCCCAUCAUACCUUGUAUUUUCCCCCCGCUUUUCGUGACAACGGGCUCUUUGCUCAGCGUGAGACCAAGCUUCGUCGUUAUGCCGAUGCACUAUUGGAGGCGGUCUAUAGUCGUCAUCUCACGGAUGAGCGCUUGGAGGCUGCGAAACGGAGCGUGAACAAGUUUGUCAAGGCGCUCGGCGCCAAUUCUUCUCACCACUUGCCCGGACUUAGCGCAAGUGAACGACAAACAGAGUAUAUGCGAUUGUGGAUGGAGAUGCGGUCACUAGGCAGCGCUUUUUGCGACGCCUCGCCCAACCAUCGUGCACUUGCCGACUUUAUUCGAAGUUGCCAUUCAGAUGUUCGGAACAGCACAACAUCAACUCAAGCAGCGCCAGCCCCCUCAAGCGCACCAAGCGCCAAUCCUGCAGCUCCUGUGGCCGCCGCCCCCGGCGGAGGUCCGAUCAACCCACAGGCGGGAUCAUUUAGUGCGGCGCCGGGGCCGUCUUCCAGGAAUGAAGCAAGACCCAGUUCCGUGGCCUCUGCGGCGACUACGGACGCGUCGACUGCACCAAACAAGAACGGGAAGCGUGCAGCUGGCAAAGGUCCCGAGCGGACCGCUGGUGGUGUUGAGGGCCGGCCGCUGGCAAGUGGGCGUGGUUCACCAGCACGGCAGAGCAGAGUGCCCCGCUCACCAAAACAAGGGACCGAGACUGACGAUGGUGAGCCAGCUCUGAAACGCAGCAAAGCAGCGGCCGCCGUGGCUCGAAGCAGCAAUGCAGAUGCGCCGUCGGCCAGGUCACGGGGGCCACCCAAAGUCAAAAUUCCGCCUGCAGACCCGACGCCAUCAAACCCGGUUCAAAAUGCCAACGCUACUGACACUGCACAUGAGCCUGCUAGUAAAGCCUCGGGCAGCAAGGCACCGGCGAGCAAAGCUUCAUCUACCAAGGCCCCCACAACCAAGGCGUCGACUAGCAAGGCCCCAACGACCAAAGCGUCUACCGGCAAGGCAGCUACCAGCAAGGCGUCGGCCAGCAAAGCGCCAACGAAAGCAUCAAAGGCGCCCAAGGGCAGCAAGGCUUCGCCAGUCACAGAAGGAAGCACUUUGGCGCCCGAAGAUGACAAAGCACAAGUUCAAGCUCAACACGAGCAGCCACCGGAAAACCAGCAGCAGCAGCAACAACAACAACAACAACAACAGCAGCAGCAGCAGCAGCAGCAGCAGCAACAGCAACAGCAACAGCUCCAGCAGAUGGCCUUUCUUCAGAUGAUGGCCAACAGCCUUAACAACGGCACUGCUGCGAGCGGAAGCCCCGCCGUGUCGAUGCCCGCCGGCUCAGCAGCUUCAAUGAUGCUUCCCGGUUGGCUGUCCAUGCCUGGAGUCUCGGCACCAGUCAUGCAUCCUGGGAUGAUGGGAGGCAUGCCAUUUAUGAUGCCGAACCAGCUUCACGCUUUCAUGGCUAUGCAGCAACAACAACAGCAACAAGGCCUCCCUCAAACUUCACAAAGCGGCAUGCCGAUGCCGCAUCCAGCCAUGAUGCAGCAGAUGCUUCAGAACAUGGCCAGUAGCAGCAGUGCCCCCUCAUCCCAGCCCAGCUAGCAGACAUGCCAGUCGUUGCCUGUUUGUAUCAAAUUAUAAAGUAUUGUGCCUG